Molecule: messenger RNA, 1937 nt
Organism: Eptesicus fuscus (big brown bat)
Lineage: Eukaryota; Metazoa; Chordata; Mammalia; Chiroptera; Vespertilionidae
Gene: HEMK1
Product: HemK methyltransferase family member 1
Exons: 11
Coding region: 667-1644 (325 amino acids)
Biological process (GO): protein methylation
Cellular component (GO): mitochondrion
Molecular function (GO): DNA binding; protein methyltransferase activity; N-methyltransferase activity
Source: RefSeq, a predicted model, not a curated record
AGGUGGGGAUCGGGAGGACUGCAGCACCUCGGAGAACCUCACCCCCCCAAACCCCCGUGUGCAUGAUGGGAAAUGGGCUGCGGGAGGCGACUUUGCCGUGGAGGUGCGGGAGCGAGGGGGAAGCUGCGCGCCUGGCUUCAGGCCCCGCGGCUCUCGGUGGGCAGAGGCCGGAGGCCCUGGGUUUGUGUCUUGCCCGGGACAGCUCUUAGCUGGUGACUUUGGGCCAGUCGCCCCCUCGCGGAGCCUCCUUCCCCUCUGCUUGCUCUGAAGAUGCCACCUAGGAAAGGCUCGAUGGAGCUGGUGGGGACCGUGGCCUGUGUGAAAGGGAAGGGCAUCACUGAAAACCUUCGGAAACCGAGACCCGGAAAUGACGAUCUUCCCCAAGGCCGCCUACUCUGGGUCACACAGAUUUGUCCAACACCCACGCCUGGGCCCUGACCCAUUUAUCAGCAGGGACUGAGCUAUGGGUUCAACCCACCUCCGCUAAAAGCGUGAAGGACACAUACUGGCCAGGACCAGAAGGACCGAAUAGGUGGGCAGCACGUCUGAAGGCCAGAGCCUGUGACCUCUGCCUCUCCCCGAGCCGGGGCCAGUGACCAUCCUCGGCAGCCGACAUCACAAGGAACGUGGGGGCUGGGGAGUGCUCAGGGAGCCGUCCCCGGAGACAUGGAGCUUUGGGGUGGAGUGCUGCGGGCCCUCCUGUCUGGCCCCGGGAGGAGGGGAGGCACUCUGGGCCGGGCCUUCAGUUCCCGGCGACCCCGUCUGCCUCAGGCUGGGUGGAGUGCCACAGAGCUGGUCAGCCAGUGGGCGGCGGUCUUUGAGAAGAGGGGCGUCCCGGAGCCCCGGGAGUCCAGUGAGUACAUCGUGGCUCAUGUCCUUGGAGCCAAAACAUUUCAGAGCCUGAGGCCAGCACUUCGGUCGAAGCCCCUGACCCCUUGGCAACUUCGGUGCAUCCAGGAGCUGAGCAGCCGCCGACUGCAGAGGAUGCCUGUGCAGUACAUCCUUGGCGAGUGGGACUUUCACGGGCUCAGUCUGAAGAUGGCACCCCCAGUGUUCAUCCCUCGGCCUGAGACAGAGGAGCUGGUUGAGUGGGUGCUGGAGGAGGUGGCCCAGAAUCCCUGUGCGGUGGGAGCCCAAGGCGGCCCCCUCAUCCUGGAGGUGGGCUGUGGGUCGGGAGCCAUCUCCCUCAGCCUGCUGAGCCAGCUGCCCCAGAGCCGAGUCAUCGCUGUGGAUAAGGCAGGAGCCGCCAUCUCCCUGGCCCGUGAGAACGCUCAGAGGCUUCAGCUGCAGGACAGGAUUCGGAUCGCCCCCCUCGAUGUGACCUUAGAGGACAGCUGUGCACACCUUCUGUCCUGGGGCCCCGUGGACCUGCUCGUCAGCAACCCUCCCUACGUCUUCCGCCAGGACAUGGAGCAGCUGGCCCCUGAGAUCCGCAGAAGCCUCUUCCUAGAAGUGGACCCCAGACACCCCGAGCUGGUCGGCAGCUGGCUUCAGAGCCAGCCGGGCCUGUCCCUCGAGCUUGUGGCUGUGCGCAGGGACUUCUGUGGGAGGCCCCGGUUCCUGCAUAUCCGGAGGUCUGGGCCGCAGGGUGCCUGCCCUGUGGACGCCUGGCCAGUGCCCCAGCCUGCCGGAGCGCCCGGAUGACACGUCCUCCAGGACUGCUCCCUGGAGAGGGUCGCCUUCCAACGCCGGUGCUGGCGCAUUCCCGCGGCUCUGGGCGCCCUGCUCUCCGUUUCAGGAGGCUUGGGCAAAAGGAAGGGUAGGGGUGCCUUCCUUCACAGGCAGCAGAGAGCAAGGGCACCCCCAGUCCGGCUCCGGAGCUGAGGGACCCAGGUGCCCAGGCUGGCUCGGUCCCACCGGCAAGGCCAGAGCAGCGGCUUAGCGUCUCUGGGGGAACAGCUGGGGAGCGGGGAGAGCUGGCCAAUAAAGUGUCACGG